AUGAAGAUGCCUUACUUGAUAGUGGUCCUCUCGCUUACUUUCCCUAUCGCCACCUUGUCUUUCCCUCGAGAAACAGCCAUCAAUAAUCUAGUCCAGCCUACUCAUGUUGUAACGGCAGGACCACCUGGCGUCACCGAGGAAGGGUCCCUCCGGUGCUUUGAUGGAGCUACCGUCCUGCAUACAACAGAUUGUACGGUGGGCACACCAGUCUCCUUCUGCUACAAGUCCCAGGCACCGAUCACCUGUGACGAAGGAUACUUCCCCUCAGUGUGGCAUCCCGAUCAUUGCAUGCAGGUGUCUACCUGCUUCCCCACAGAUGCAGACUGGAUUACCACCGAAUGCUCUAAUGGCGCGUUGCCAAUUUCGACUGAAACACUAUACAGUGGAACAUUGGCUGGAGGAGAUGAUGCUAUGAUAACUUCUGUCGCUUGCGCAUGCCCGUCUGAUCAAUGGUAUAGCGUUACUACUAUGGACGGGGCUUCUAGCUUCGAGACGUACUGUAUGCCCACUCGAUCCUGUCCACCUGGUAUGACAACGUCUUUGAGUAUCAAUGAGUACUGUGCAACUGCGUCAGCAGACAUUUGCUCAGAUUUACCCGCCCAGGCAGAUCGUUGUGAAUGCGCGGAUCAGGAAAUGACUCCUGUAUAUCCCGAUGGUCCUGGUGCGACUGCUACUGGGUGUGAAUAG
This is a messenger RNA of Penicillium cataractarum, 687 nucleotides long. RefSeq lists its product as uncharacterized. The record is from RefSeq and is a predicted model, not a curated record. The transcript is spliced from 2 exons. Lineage: Eukaryota; Fungi; Ascomycota; Eurotiomycetes; Eurotiales; Aspergillaceae. Bases 1 to 687 code for a protein of 228 amino acids.